Messenger RNA from Acanthosepion pharaonis, 2616 nucleotides. Lineage: Eukaryota; Metazoa; Mollusca; Cephalopoda; Sepiida; Sepiidae. The record is from the annotation of a GenBank genome assembly.
AUGUCUCUUUUUAUACGUGUUUCUGCAUUUUCUUCUUUCUCCUCACCUGCCCCCCACUGUCCUCGACGUGUCCGUACCCUUCCCACCUUCCUUGCCACAAACACCACCACAUACAAACACGCCACACCUUUUUCCCUGAAAAUUCCGACCCCGCCAGCCGUACCGUCUGAGUCUGUCCUUCCCCUUCCCGACAGAUCAAUAUUGUCUCAGACGCGACCAAAUACCAUCUUCCUUUUCCUAUACCCACUCUCUCUUCUUUCUUUAUUUCUUUCUUUCUUUCUUUUUCUUUCUUUCUUUUUUUUUUCCGAUUUGUUUUAUUUCCUAAUCUUCUUUCUAUCGUACAUUUUUUUUUCUUUCUUUCUUUCUUUCUUUCUUUCUUUCUUUCUUUCUUUCUUUCUUUCUUUCGUCCUCACAUUCUUUCUUUCUUUCUUUCUUUCUUUCUUUCUUUCUUUCUUUCGUCCUUACAUUCUUUCUUUCUUUCUUUCUUUCUUUCUUUCUUUCUUUCUUUCUUUCUUUCUUUCUUUCUUUCGUCCUCACAUUCUUUCUUUCUUUCGUCCUUACAUUCUUUCUUUCUUUCUCUCUUUCUUUCGUCCUCACAUUCUUUCUUUCUUUCGUCCUUACAUUCUUUCUUUCUUUCUUUCUUUCUUUCUUUCUUUCUUUCUUUCUUUCUUUCUUUCGUCCUUUCUUUCUUUCUUUCUUUCUUUCUUUCUUUCUUUCUUUCUUUCUUUCUUUCUUUCUUUCUUUCUUUUUUCUUUCUUUCUUUCUUUCUUUCUUUCUUUCGUCCUUACAUUCUUUCUUUCUUUCUUUCUUUCUUUCUUUCUUUCUUUCUUCCACAUUUCUAUUUUUAUUUACUUGUCUGCCUUUCAUUUUUUAAAAUUUCUCAAUCCUCAUCUAUCUAUCUAUCUAUCUAUCUAUCUAUCUAUCUAUCUAUCUAUCUAUCUAUCUCACAAUCCUCAUCUAUCUAUCUAUCUAUCUAUCUAUCUAUCUAUCUAUCUAUCUCAGUCUGUUAAUCUCUCUCUCUCUCUCUCUCUCUCUCUCACACACACACACACACAUUAUCAUUUCUUUACUCUUUAUAAUUUCUACAUUCUUCUCGUCCCCCUCCUGUACUACCUUCCCAACCUCCAUUUACUCAUCUAUUCUUCUCUCUUUAUCUCUCACUCUCUCACACUCACACUCGCACGCUCUCUAGCUUUUUUAGCACUUUCUUUUCUUCUUACACAUUUUUCUUUUCCUUUCUUUUCUUCCUACAUAUUUCUUCUCUCUUUCUUUUUCCUUUUCUUCCUCCAUAUUUCUUCUCUCUUUCUUUUUCCUUUUCUUCCUCCAUAUUUAUUCUCUCUUUCUUUUUCCUUUUCUUCCUACAUAUUUAUUCUCUCUUUCUUUUUCCUUUUCUUCCUCCAUAUUUAUUCUCUCUUUCUUUUUCCUUUUCUUCCUACAUAUUUCUUCUCUCUUUCUUUUUCCUUUUCUUCCUACAUAUUUCUUCUCUCUUUCUUUUUCCUUUUCUUCCUCCAUAUUUAUUCUCUCUUUCUUUUUCCUUUACUUCCUACAUAUUUAUUCUUUCUUUCUUCUUUUUUCUUCCUACAUAUUUAUUUUCUCUUUCUUCUUUUUCCUUUUCUUCCUACACAUUUACUUCCUCUUUCUUUUUUCCUCUUCUUACUAUGCAUUUUUCUUUUCUUUAUUUUUUCCUUUUCAGUUCUUUUUUUCUUACACAUUUAUUCUAUCUCUUUUCUUCCUACACAAAUUUCGGCCUUUUUUUUUUUCUUCCUACACUUUUGUUCACUCUUUCUUUUCUUUUCUUUUCUUUUCUUUUCUUUUCUUUUCUACCGAUAUUUUUAUUUUCAUUGUUUACUUUACGUCCCAGACGUUUAUUCUCUACUUUGCUUUUCUCUUUCUUUUUCUUUCUUUUAUUCAUGCAUUUUUCACUUUCUUUACAUUUCAACAUAUAAAUUUAUUCUUUCUUUCUUUCUUUCUUUCUUUCUUUCUUUCUUUCUUUCUACUCAUUUAUCUUUCUCUCUCUCUGUCACGCCUCAACCACUCCAUGAGUUGCUUUAUCCUCUUCGACUCCAACGAUUUCACUUUUGUUCUCAAUGUCUAUCAGUUUCUUUUUCUUUCUUUCUUUCUUUCUUUCUUUCUUUCUUUCUUUCUUUCUUUCCUUCUUUUUUCUUUCCUUCUUUCUUUCUUUUUUCUUUUUCACGCCUUUAUAAACUUGUCUUUCAACACAAAGGCAUAUAUUUUAGUAAUCUAGCUUUCAAGUAUUUAUCUAUAUGUUCCUCUCUUUUUACUAUUUCUUUCUUUCUUUCUUUCUUUCCUUCUUUUUUCUUUCCUUCUUUCUUUCUUUUUUCUUUUUCACGCCUUUUUAUAAACUUUAUUUAUCUAUAUGUUCCUCUCUUUUUACUAUUUCUUUCUUUCUUUCUUUCUUUCCUUCUUUUUUCUUUCCUUCUUUCUUUCUUUUUUCUUUUUCACGCUUUUAUAAACUUUAUUUAUCUAUAUGUUCCUCUCUUUUUACUAUUUCUUUCUUUCUUUCUUUCUUUCCUUCUUUUUUCUUUCCUUCUUUCUUUCUUUUUUCUUUUUCACGCUUUUAUAAACUUGUCUUUCAACACAAAGGCAUCUAUUUAG